This is a messenger RNA of Phyllopteryx taeniolatus (common seadragon), 2898 nucleotides long. Its product is annotated as gap junction alpha-10 protein-like. Gene Ontology annotation, biological process: cell communication. The transcript has 3 exons. NCBI's taxonomy places the organism in Eukaryota, Metazoa, Chordata, Actinopteri, Syngnathiformes, Syngnathidae. The coding region runs from base 223 to 1686 and encodes 487 amino acids. The record is from RefSeq and is a predicted model, not a curated record. Gene Ontology annotation, cellular component: connexin complex.
GCACUCCCAGCAUACAGUUUACCAGCACAAACAGAUGCACAGCAAGCAGGGAGAAUAUUGUGGAUUAUAACUGCAAACGUUGACCUCCAUGGGGUAGCCAUACAGAUGCAGUGGAUUACUUGGAUAGUUAAAUGAUCAUCAUGAAGUACAUACAGCAAGAGGCAAAAAGGAUCCUAUAGAUUUCUUGAGAACAUGUGGCAAUAAAGUGGUGAGACCCUGACGAUGGGUGACUGGAACCUGCUGGGCAGCAUCCUGGAAGAGGUCCACAUUCAUUCGACCAUCGUGGGCAAGAUCUGGCUUACCAUUCUCUUCAUUUUUCGCAUGUUGAUCCUGGGGGCAGCUGCUGAGGAUGUAUGGGAUGAUGAGCAGUCAGCAUUUGUGUGCAACACUGACCAACCGGGUUGCAAGGCAGUCUGCUAUGAUCGUGCCUUCCCCAUCUCGCUCAUUCGCUUCUGGGUCUUGCAGGUAAUCUUCGUCUCUGCACCCUCACUAGUUUACAUGGGCCAUGCCCUCUACUGCAUCCAAGCCCUGGAGAAGGAGCGGCAUAGGAAACGGAUACAGCUGAAGGAGGAGAUGGAUGAGGCAGAACUGGCAUUGGAUGAGCAUAAACGACUAGAGAGGGAGCUGAGGAAGCUGGACGAACUGCGAAAGGUAAAAAAGGCACCUCUUCGAGGCUCCCUCUUGAGAACCUACAUCAUUCAUAUCUUUACACGCUCAGUAGUGGAGGUGUUUUUCAUCCUUGGACAAUACAUUUUCUACGGUGUCCAAAUUCAGCCACUGUAUAAAUGUGAGAGGAUGCCUUGCCCCAACAGUGUAGACUGUUAUAUCUCUCGGCCAACAGAGAAGACCAUCUUCAUGGUUUUCAUGAUAGCCAUUGCUGGUGUCUCACUUUUCCUCAACAUUCUGGAAAUAUCCCACCUCGGCAUCAGGAAAAUAAAAAAGGCCCUCUUUGGACAGAGAUACAUGGAAGAUGACAGUUUAAUUUUCAAGUCAAAGAGGAAGGUAUCAUUGCCACAUCAUUGUGUGAUGAGUCACGUGUCACCUUACAAUGGACCUUUGAGUCAGACCUUCAAAGUAAUACCAGAAGAAGAUAUGAAGCCUCCUCAUUAUCCUGGGCUCAAAACAAGCCAUGAGUCUUCAAGGAACAACAGCAUGGCUUAUGUGGGGCACAUUCAGACCAACUACAUCUGCCCGCAACCCAGAAUACCACGCCAAUCGGACCAGAACUAUAUAAUUUCCAAAACUCAUCAAGGUCCAGAGGUACUCACAGCAAUAGUGGACCACCAUCUGGGUUUGGAAUCUGUGGUGUCUAAAGCAGAAGGAAGUGUAUCAAGCCCUCACAAGGAUACCCAUCAGAGAGAGCAUAUUGAUGCCAGCCAUUUAGAGGUUCUUCUGUGCGAUAGCGCUAAAAGACCAUCUUCUACCAACAAGCUUGAGGAUGAUCGCAGGGACUCAGUGGGAAGUGAGCUCCUUGUACCCAAACCUCGAAAAGCCAGCUUUAUGUUCAGGCCACCAUCUGAAAGUUUGUCAUCAGUCAGUCGUUCAACAAGUUCUUCCUUACAUUCCUCUGAAGAAUCAGAUGAACUGGGCUCGCUGCAGGGGGACACGCUCAUGAUGCCGCCUGCCACGGGGCGAAGAAUGUCAAUGAGUGUGUUUCUGGAUAUUUCAUCUAUCAUGAAGAAGUAGAGACGGUCAACAUCCUGACCCCAGAAAUUGUGGUCCACAUCUCACUAGCUGGGUAUCAAAGAUUGAUCCGUCAACAUUUAUGUACGACGAGCAGUCAAAAAGUAAUGUGCCCAAUUUCAUAACCGGAUUUAAUCAUGGCUUUUAUUUUUCAAAAAUUUUCACAGUUUGUAGUUUGAACACUUGUUUGAAAGUUUAUUUAAAGUUUUGUUUAAGCCUUUCCUCUUCCUGUCAGCCAUUUUGGAAAUGACAUCAUUGUUGGAUGCCCGUCAGAAGCAGAGAGCUGCGAUUGAAUUUCUUUCUUUGGAAGUGGAACUGCCACAAAACAUUUUCAAAAUGUUGACAAAGCGUGAAAAUGUUUAGGGUUAUAUCAUUAAUGAUGACACAUGAUAGCGAUGUUAUCAAUGGUGACUACGAUCUUCCCAGCACUGUUGAUGAUCUGAAGAUGGUCUGCUGCUCCUUUCUUUGUCACAGAGGUCACUCAAAGCAGGCUCUUGUUCUUCGCCUUGGAUCCUGGAUACCCCCUUUUUUACUGUGCUGUAGUCUAGUACACCUUCCCCAUACAUGUUUUGCAACCUUUUGAAAAUGGUUAGUGGUGGUUCCCCUUCCAAAGCAAGACAUUCAAUCACAGCUCUCUGCUUCUGACAAGCAUCCAACAGGCUUAAAAAACUUCUUUUUUAAAAAAUAAAUAAAUAAAUAAAUAAAAAGUAAACAUUCAAACAAGUAUUUAAACGACAAACUGAACAUUUCAGAAAAUAACCCUCAAUUAUUAGUAGGUUAAAAUCAAUUGAGCUCAUUACUUUUUGACUGCCCCUCGUACUACUCAAGUCGCCUUGGUCUCAAACCAUACAACAGUCAGUUAGGUUGAGGCUGCACAUUCGACAUUUGUUAGUUUGGAUAAGAAGCACCUUAAACUGCUUGUCUGUGGCCAAGAAGCAGGAUUGUUUUUUUUUUUCGUGGGGACUCUUUCUCUGUUGGAUUUUUGAACAAACAAACAACACAUUGUGGAUGAUGAAUCAUAUUCCUAAAAGGAUUUUUGAUUGCUUCUGUAUAAUUGACUUUCUUUUCUAAAUGAGACUUACCUAAACCCUUACCCUUUGUAAUUCUGUAUAACCAUUUACAUACAGUGCUUUGAUAAUGAUUUAUUAAUGCAAAUGCUUUUUAAUGGCUUUCAAAUGGCAUCGCUACAAGAAAUCAAAAUACACACUACACCAU